This is a messenger RNA of Topomyia yanbarensis, 1900 nucleotides long. RefSeq names its product mRNA-decapping enzyme 1A (gene DCP1). Gene Ontology annotation, cellular component: P-body. Gene Ontology annotation, molecular function: mRNA binding; enzyme activator activity. Gene Ontology annotation, biological process: positive regulation of catalytic activity; deadenylation-independent decapping of nuclear-transcribed mRNA; deadenylation-dependent decapping of nuclear-transcribed mRNA. The record is from RefSeq and is a predicted model, not a curated record. The transcript has 2 exons. Lineage: Eukaryota; Metazoa; Arthropoda; Insecta; Diptera; Culicidae. Bases 275 to 1681 code for a protein of 468 amino acids.
AGGCGAAGCCGUCAACCAUCAUCGCUUUUUCAUGGGUUAUUGCAACAUUUCUGCGUGUGAGAAAAAGAUCCUUUUUGCUGUCGAGUGGAAAAACGAAUUUCUGUUGUUAGAUAGCGUAUCGCGUAAUUAGCAACAAGAAAAGCAGAUUACGAAGAUCGUGUGUGUAAUACUUUUGGGGACGUAGAGAAUUGAGUUCGAAUAGACAAAGCAGGUUAAACUAGAAGCAAAAAACGAGAAUAAGCAAAUCGCUGCUGACGAUUGUGCUGAAAAAGUUAUGGCUGAUCAGACCGAGCUACGUAUGAAUUUAGUGGCUAUCCAACGUUCAGAUCCGUACGCAAAGGACAUUGUAAAUUCAUCCGCCCACGUAGCUUUUUACACGUUCAACACCGCUGAUAACGAGUGGGAGAAAACUGACAUUGAGGGGGCAUUGUUUAUCUACAGCCGGAACGCAGAACCGUACCAUAGCAUUUUCAUCAACAAUCGACUCAAUACCAACUCAUUGGUGGAACCAAUCAACGGUCAGAUAGAACUGCAAUCGCAGCCUCCGUUUCUCUUGUACCGUAACGAGCGAUCGCGCAUUCGUGGUUUCUGGUUUUACAAUAACUCCGAGUGUGAUCGCAUCCGUGAAAUCAUUUCCAAACUAGUGGCAGAGUGUAACAGCGAAACUAGAAAAAUUGUCGACAUGGGAAAAGUUAAUGCGAAUGGUAGUUCCACAGGGGCAAAUGUGGAUAUUUUCACUAUGUUGACUAAGGCACAGGAAGAUUUCAAUAACAGCACUGGGAAGCAACAACCAAUUCCACAACCAGAGCAAGUUUCAAAUAGGAAUCCUACUACAGCGGUUAAUGCGAUUCCAGACCAAAGUACGCCCCAGAGUGUGGUUAACUUUUUUGCGGCCGCAAAACAACCGGCAGCAUCCGAAGUACCACUCUUCCAGACGCUCAUGUCCAACCCAUUGCACACGCUUGAGCAAAUAGAAAAACAGCACCGAGCGCCAACACCACAAAAGGAUGUGAAUGCUACAGGAAAAAUAACCCCCGAGGUAGGCGAGUUAGAAAAUAGCUUCAAACUAAUGGGCAUCCCCGUUAAUACCGGGCCACCACCAGCUCAGGAGCUCGGAACGUCGCCAUUGGCAACGUUUCUAAGCGUAACAAAUUUGGCUUCAGUUCGGACCAACAAUCAACCGAUACCGAAAACAAAACCAAUUGAAAUAAGCGAGCUCGAGCAACGUCAGCAGCAGCAACAGCACCAACAGCCGUUGCAUGAACUUUUAAAAAAAUCGGAUACAAUGAAUAAUUCCCUAAACAACAGUGGAUCUAUGCUUAACUCUACACCAAACCAUGGUGGCGCCAACAAACCAGCACUGAUGCCCCCGACCAUGUUCGCAACCAGUUCUUCGUCAGCCAAGGGUCUUACUGAAAUGUUUGCUAGCGCAGCAAACAAAAAGCAACAAGAGCAUGCCAAUGGAACUAGCACUUCACUCACAAAAUUGCUAGCAAAGGCCAGCAACAAUAAUCACCAUCCUCCGCCACCUGGUUUCUUCCCGAUGGUAGGUACCAUUGAGCCGCUAACCCAAGCUCAGCUUAUUCAGGCCAUCAGUUAUCUCGUUAAGCACGACCCUGACUUUGUGCGAAAACUACAUGAGGCUUACCUUAAGUCUUUCCAAGAGAUGAUGGCACUGUAACAAGUGCCUGCGGUGAAUGUGACUAUGCAUCGUUUGGAAGAAACCAAACAAGAUGGAAAAAAGACUUGGCGUUGAUAUCAGAUAGCACAGCAGAAAAGAGAAUGACGAUACAUGUUUCUUGCUUUUUAAUUUUAGUUUUUAUCUACCUUUUAAAUACAUUGUCGUUCUGUUAUUACUCACUCGUACAUGUUUUCCUCUUACAAAAAUAUACGUUGCUCU